Messenger RNA from Thlaspi arvense, 862 nucleotides. NCBI's taxonomy places the organism in Eukaryota, Viridiplantae, Streptophyta, Magnoliopsida, Brassicales, Brassicaceae. The record is from the annotation of a GenBank genome assembly.
AUAUCCUCUAAGCUUAUAUACAUUCUUUCUAUUCCUAGGUUUUACUAACUGAGAGCGACCAAAAAUGGGUCUAAGUAAUACUAUUCCCUCGCUUUUACUGUCGAUUUUGAUGUUUGGAGCCUUGGGUAUUGCUCAACUUAGCUCUGAUUUUUACUCCAACACGUGCCCUAACGUCACAAUCAUCGCUCGGAGUCUAAUCGAGCAAGCUAGCCGUAGCGACGUCAGACUCACUGCUCAAUUCACGCGACUUCACUUUCACGACUGUUUCGUGAACGGGUGCGAUGGUUCGGUACUGUUGGACGCUGCUCCUGCGAAUGGAGUAGAAGGUGAAAAGAAGGCUUUUCAAAACGAUAAUUCUCUUGAUGGAUUCGAAGUGAUCGACGAUAUUAAAACUGCACUCGAAAACGUUUGCCCUGGAGUUGUCUCUUGCGCCGAUAUCCUCUCUAUCGCAGCUGAAAUCUCUGUCUCACUGUGUGGAGUGAUAGCCAAUCGUCUGCACAAUUUUAGUGGGAACAACGAACAGUCGGACCCGAGCAUUGAACCCGAGUUCUUGCAAACGUUGCGACGAAAAUGCCCGCAAGGCGGAAGCCUCACCGCUAGGGUUAAUCUUGAUCCUACGAGCCCGGACUCAUUUGAUAACGACUAUUUCAAGAACCUUCAAAACAAUCGUGGAGUAAUUGAAUCGGAUCAAAUCUUGUUCACUUCGGCAGGAACACCUACUGUGUCUUUGGUGAAUGGUUAUGCAAAGAGCCAACGUAGGUUCUUUAGAGCUUUUGCUAAAUCAAUGAUCAAGAUGGGAAAUGUAAGGACUCUCACAAGAUCUGAAGGAGAGGUUCGUAGAGACUGCAGACGGGUCAACUAA